Molecule: messenger RNA, 1954 nt
Organism: Papilio xuthus (Asian swallowtail)
Lineage: Eukaryota; Metazoa; Arthropoda; Insecta; Lepidoptera; Papilionidae
Product: 4-coumarate--CoA ligase 1
Exons: 10
Coding region: 40-1623 (527 amino acids)
Molecular function (GO): CoA-ligase activity
Source: RefSeq, a predicted model, not a curated record
AAUAUUCAGUUGACUCGCGUUCGUCUUUCUAAUCGCACUAUGAGUAUUAUUUAUGGUGAUCAAAAUAUUUUUCUGCCAUCUCAUGGUAACUACGGCAGAUACUUAUUGGAUAGUAUUUUAAAAUGUAAAGAUAAAAUUGCUUUGAUAGAUGGAGCUUAUGACAAAACAAUCACUUUUAGUGACUUAGCUCAGAGGGCAGUGAAUUUAACGUCUUAUUUAAAAGAACAAGGUGUUAAACAAAACGAUGUUGUGGCAUUGUGCAGUGAAAACAGGAUAGAAUAUAUGAUAACAAUAAUCGGAGUAUUUUCUUCAGGCGCUACUUUGGCGUGUAUCAAUAACGCCUAUAGUGAUGAUGAAAUGACACAUUCUCUCGAUAUAGCUAAACCUAAAUACAUAUUCCUAUCACCCGAGACACAUGAAAAGUAUAAUAAAAUUAUAAAAAAUAGAAAAGGCAUAGAAAAAAUAAUUGUGUUUGAAAAUACCAAGAAUACAAACGCAAUUAAUUUUGACGAUAUAGUGACGAAAAGGAAUGUGGAUGUGAAAACGUACAAACAUGUAGAUUUAAAAGGUGGAACUGCUUUAAUUUUAUAUUCAUCGGGAACAACAGGACUUGCUAAAGGUGCAAAAAUAACCCAUACUAAUUUAAUAACUUCAGCUCAACAAUCACUACCAUCAACUAGAGACCUUAUCACAAUAUUUGUGACUCCCUGGUCUAGUACUAUGGGACUAAUUUGUUCGCUUCAUGAAAUCGUCCAAGGCAAAACCAUAGCAUUUCUUCCAAGGUUCAACGAAAGACAAUAUUUAAAUGCUAUACAGAAAUAUAAGAUAGCAAUUUUAACAGUAGCCCCACCUGUGGUCGUGAUACUUUGUAAGUCAACUAUAGCAAAAGAAUAUGACUUAAGUUGUGUGGAAAUUAUCCAUUGUGGCGGUGCUCCUUUAAAUAUGUCAGUUAUAUCGGAACUUAAAUCUAAGUAUCCACAUAUUAAGCACGUUUUACAAGGUUACGGUAUGACAGAAGCAGCGGGUACACUCACAGCUGAAUCUGAAGAUGAUUGUAAAGAAGGAAGUGUCGGUAAAAUUGUAGCUGGAAAUAUAAUUAAGAUAGUUGAUGUCGAGACUCGUAAAAUAUUGGGUCCCGGUCAGACGGGGGAAGUUUGUCUGAAAGGCGCCGCACAGUUCGAUGGUUAUAUUGGAAAAGAUUCUAAAGACGAAUUUGAUGAGGACGGCUUCUAUAAAACUGGUGACAUCGCUUAUUACGAUGAAGAUGGUUUCUUCUACGUAGUUGAUAGAAUUAAAGAACUUAUUAAAUAUAAGGCUUGGCAGGUACCACCGUCAGAAUUAGAAGAUCUGUUACUACAACACCCGGCUGUCAAAGACGCAGCAGUAUCUGCUCGCCCUGAUGUACUCGCUGGGGAACUGCCAACCGCUUUUAUUGUUAAACAACCAAACGCAAAUAUUGCAGAAAGGGAUAUAGUAGAAUUUAUUGAUAAAAAGGUGUCGCCCUGGAAGAGACUACGAGGCGGUGUGAUAUUCGUGAAGGAGAUACCGAAAACAUCGAGCGGUAAAAUUAUAAGGCGGAAACUAGGUGAGAUGCUACCUAAGCUACCAGCCAGCAAGCUUUAAAUACAACUUGAAGACAUUUUUAAUAAUCUAACUUAACCUAAAAAGUAUAAUAUUGAGCACUAUAGAGUAUAAAUGUUUAAAACGAUGUCACGUAAACCGACUAAAAGUUAAAGCAGUUAAAAACAAUAUUAUGUUUUUUUAACAUUAUAUUAUGUUUUUAAACAAUAUUUUUAAUUAUUAAUUAAUUUUUAACAAAAUAUCGGUUGUGGAUUCUAUCGGUUAUUACAACCGAAUGCUGUCAGUCUCUUUGAUGUCGUUAUAAACGAUUUGACUGUAGUUGCGUAGACAUACGCAAUUUAUUUCUUCCUUAAUAAAGUAUUAUUUUGAUUUA